This is a messenger RNA of Orbilia oligospora ATCC 24927, 882 nucleotides long. RefSeq lists its product as uncharacterized. Bases 1 to 882 code for a protein of 293 amino acids. The transcript is spliced from 5 exons. The record is from RefSeq and is a predicted model, not a curated record. Gene Ontology annotation, biological process: spindle assembly. Lineage: Eukaryota; Fungi; Ascomycota; Orbiliomycetes; Orbiliales; Orbiliaceae. Gene Ontology annotation, cellular component: HAUS complex; cytosol.
AUGGAUUUGCAUCUAAACGACGAUUGGGCUACCUCUGCUGUCUUUUCGCCAUCUCUUGCCCGCCAGCAGCAGCAUCAAGCAAAGGAAUGGAGCUAUAUCGAUCAAUGGCUCCAGGCAAAAUAUCACCCACGGCCGGUCCCUCCGUUCGAAAGGAACAUGGACACCCUGAGGGCUCUGACUGCCUUAGCUGCUGCAAACGAAGCUGCCGACGAGGAGAGAGCUUCGCAGCUCGAAUUCAAGCAGAAUAUCCUAAGUAGCUACAGACCAAAGCGUCCGGACGAUAAAAUCAUCCGUAUUAGAGAAGGCCUGAAUCGAGAUGCCGGCAAGGCCUUGGACUCUGUGGCUAGUGCCAGUGUCAAGCUUGGUGCUGAUUUGGGCAACGUAUCACAUGAUUUAAGAAACCGGGAGGCGCUGUUGUAUCUGACAAAAGAAGAAUGCCAAAUUGAGCACUCGAUCCUUCCUGAGGAGCAGACUCUUAAGACCCUCGUUGCCGAUAUUCAGGAAGCAGAGGAGUCUCUUCGCAAAUUCCACAGCGAGGCAUAUGAGACUCCCAAAGAUCUCCCAGCCAAGCUUGCUGAGUGGACACGGACCAUAAAGAUCCUACAGCAGAAGUCCGCUGAAUAUAAAGACCGGGCUACUUCCUUGCAGAAUGCAUAUCGGAGAAACCCACCCAGAUAUACUAUUGAGAAUUUGGUUGAGCUGGAAAAUGAGAUCCUCGAGCUCCAGGAUCAUGUGCGAAGCCUGAAUGGUCAAGUAAAGGCAUACACUCUCCUACCGCCUGACCCUAAGGCUGCUCAACGCAAGAUCGAGGAAGCCAAGGAGGAACUUGAAAUGUUGAAAUCCCAAAGAGAAGAGCUGUACCAGGGUCUGGCACGUUCUUGA